AAAGUGGUAAUUUGGUUGCUACAAAAUGCCCUGAUCAAUUGCAGAGUUGUGAGGACAAGUAGAGGAGAGAAGAAGAUAAAGAGUAGAACUUCAGCAGAUCUAUCACAAACAGUCUCUUCUCUCUCACUCUGCUCAAAACUCAGCCAUGUUCUCCUUGAAUGGCACCAGUUUUACGAACAAUUCGUUAUCUGGGGUUUCAAGAUGUUUGACUCAGUCAAGCAGAAGAGUUUCAGCUCCUAUGGUGGUGGUAGCCGCCGUGAGUUCAAACGGAAAACCUGGAGAUGGAAGUGUUAGUGUAUUGGUGGAGAAUGCUUUGACGGAAAGUGCUGCACCGGUUGAGAUGGAGGUUAAAUCUACUGUCACUGGUGGAGUUCAAGAUGUUUAUGGUGAGGAUAGUGCCACAGAAGAUCAAUCCAUCACACCUUGGACCUUAUCUGUUGCUAGUGGUUUCUCAUUGUUGCGUAACCCACACUACAAUAAAGGCCUUGCUUUCUCUGAGAGAGAGAGAGACACCCACUAUUUGUGUGGUCUUCUUCCUCCUGUCGUAAUUAGUCAUGACCUUCAGGUCAAGAAAAUGAUGAACAGCAUCCGUAAGUAUGAUGUACCACUUCAAAGAUACAUGGCCAUGAUGGAUCUUCAGGAAAUGAAUGAGCGGCUAUUCUACAAGCUUCUUAUUGACAAUGUUGAGGAGCUUCUUCCAAUAGUUUACACUCCAACUGUUGGUGAAGCAUGCCAGAAAUAUGGUAGCAUCUUCAGGCGUCCUCAAGGUCUUUUUAUCAGCUUGAAAGAAAAAGGCAAAAUUCAUGAGGUACUAAAAAAUUGGCCCGAGAAGAAAAUUCAAGUUAUUGUUGUUACUGAUGGAGAACGAAUUCUGGGCCUUGGGGACCUUGGUUGCCAGGGAAUGGGGAUACCAGUGGGCAAGCUCUCUUUAUACACUGCUCUGGGUGGCAUUCGCCCUUCAGCUUGUUUGCCCGUUACCAUUGAUGUGGGUACAAACAAUGAAAAUUUGUUGAACGAUGAAUUCUACAUUGGACUCAGGCAAAGAAGAGCUACCGGACAGGAAUAUGCCGAACUCUUAGAUGAAUUUAUGUAUGCCGUCAAGCAGAAUUAUGGGGAGAAAGUGCUCAUUCAGUUUGAAGACUUUGCAAAUCAUAAUGCAUUUGACCUCCUUGCAAAGUAUGGAACUAGCCACCUUGUUUUCAAUGAUGACAUACAGGGGACAGCAUCAGUGGUCCUUGCUGGGCUGAUGGCCGCAUUAAAUUUGGUUGGAGGAAGCUUGUCUGAACAUACAUUCUUAUUCCUUGGAGCAGGAGAGGCUGGCACAGGUAUAGCUGAACUCAUAGCUCUUGAGAUGUCAAAACAGACUGGAAUCCCUCUAGAAGAGACUCGCAAGAAAAUUUGGAUGGUGGAUUCUAAGGGGCUGAUUGUUAAGUCUCGCAUGGAGAUGCUUCAACAUUUUAAGAGGCCCUGGGCACAUGACCACGAACCAGUACAAGAACUAGUGAAUGCUGUGAAGUCAAUUAAGCCUACGGUCUUGAUUGGAUCUUCUGGAGCUGGGAGAACGUUUACUAAAGAAGUUGUACAAGCUAUGGCAACCUUCAAUGAGAAACCAAUUAUUUUUGCCCUCUCCAAUCCAACAUCACAGUCUGAAUGUACUGCUGAGGAGGCCUAUAGCUGGAGUGAGGGGCGAGCCAUUUUUGCUAGUGGGAGUCCAUUUGCUCCAGUUGAGUACAACGGGAAGGUCUAUGCGUCUGGCCAGGCAAAUAAUGCAUAUAUUUUCCCUGGGUUUGGUCUAGGACUGAUAAUUUCUGGUGCAAUUCGCGUCCACGAUGACAUGCUCCUCGUAGCUUCGGAAGCUUUAGCGGAGCAAGUUUCUCAAGAGAACUUCGAAAAGGGACUCAUAUACCCCCCAUUUUCCAACAUAAGAAAGAUUUCAGCGCAUAUUGCUGCCAAAGUGGCAGCUAAAGCAUAUGAAUUAGGUUUGGCCACUCGUCUACCGCAGCCCAAGGACCUAGUCGCAUAUGCAGAGAGCUGCAUGUACAGCCCCGCAUACCGCAGCUAUCGUUGAGUCAGAGAAGAUAUUGUUGCUUCAAAAUUAGUCAUUGUUCCUUCCAGUGUUAGUUAGUUAUUGAUGUCAUUCCUUUCUCUUUUUAGUUCGUUUGCUCUUAAAAUUUAUGUUCGAUCCUGCUAGUAAUAUACAGGCGACUGAAAAGAAAAUAUGGUAGCUUGCAGAUAUGGUGUACUCGUGAAAUAUUUGAUUACGUUAAGACUUAAAUGUAGGGAACUUUGCAGCAUAAAAUCUUAGUGAGCCUCAUUGAUUUUGUUAAUUAUGAACACAACUGUCUCAGGGUGAUUAUAUAGAAUGUCAAAAGCCUUGUAUCA
This is a messenger RNA of Solanum verrucosum, 2382 nucleotides long. Its product is annotated as NADP-dependent malic enzyme, chloroplastic. Gene Ontology annotation, biological process: pyruvate metabolic process; malate metabolic process. The transcript is spliced from 20 exons. Gene Ontology annotation, cellular component: chloroplast. The coding region runs from base 146 to 2068 and encodes 640 amino acids. Gene Ontology annotation, molecular function: NAD binding; malate dehydrogenase (decarboxylating) (NAD+) activity; malate dehydrogenase (decarboxylating) (NADP+) activity. The record is from RefSeq and is a predicted model, not a curated record. NCBI's taxonomy places the organism in Eukaryota, Viridiplantae, Streptophyta, Magnoliopsida, Solanales, Solanaceae.